Messenger RNA from Myxozyma melibiosi, 1191 nucleotides. RefSeq names its product ATP-dependent RNA helicase-like protein. The record is from RefSeq and is a predicted model, not a curated record. Gene Ontology annotation, molecular function: RNA helicase activity; ATP binding; mRNA binding. The transcript has 7 exons. Gene Ontology annotation, cellular component: catalytic step 2 spliceosome; nucleolus. Lineage: Eukaryota; Fungi; Ascomycota; Lipomycetes; Lipomycetales; Lipomycetaceae. Bases 1 to 1191 code for a protein of 396 amino acids.
AUGAGUUUUGACGCAAAAGCUGAUGCUGAGCUGGAGUUUGAUACUACCAAAGAUGUUGAAGUGAUUCCUACUUUCGAGCGCAUGGGUCUGAAAGAGGAUCUACUUCGCGGAAUCUACGCAUACGGAUACGAAACGCCCAGUGCAGUCCAAAGUCGCGCCAUUGUUCAGAUUUUGAAAGGAAGAGAUACUAUCGCGCAGGCACAGUCUGGAACCGGUAAAACUGCCACAUUCUCGAUCGCCAUGCUACAAACUAUAGACACAAAGGUGCGCGAGACGCAAGCCCUCAUUCUCUCACCGACACGAGAACUCGCGACGCAGAUCCAAAACGUCGUGCUCGCGCUCGGAAACUACAUGAACGUGCAAUGCCACGCCUGCAUCGGCGGAAAAUCCAUCAGCGAAGAUAUCCGCAAACUCGACUACGGCCAGCACGCCGUCUCCGGCACACCAGGCCGCGUGGCGGAUAUGAUCCGUCGUCGGAAUCUGCGGACGCGGCAUAUCAAGAUGCUGAUUCUCGACGAGGCGGACGAGUUGCUUAAUCGUGGAUUCAAAGAUCAGAUUUACGACAUCUAUCGAUACCUGCCGCCGUCGACGCAGGUCGUCGUCGUCUCGGCGACUUUACCCUACGACGUUCUCGAGAUGACAAACAAAUUCACGUCCGACCCCGUGCGCAUCCUCGUCAAGCGCGACGAACUCACGCUCGAAGGUCUCAAGCAAUACUUCAUCGCCGUCGAAAAGGAAGAGUGGAAAUUCGACACCCUCUGCGACUUAUACGAGACCCUGACCAUCACGCAAGCCGUCAUCUUCUGCAACACCCGCAACAAGGUCGACUGGCUCGCCGACAAGAUGCGCGAAGCAAACUUCACCGUGGCCUCCAUGCACGGCGACAUGCCGCAGUCCGACCGCGACGCGGUCAUGCAGGAGUUCCGGCAGGGCAACUCGCGCGUCUUGAUCUCCACCGACGUCUGGGCGCGCGGCAUCGACGUGCAGCAGGUCUCGCUCGUGAUCAACUACGACCUGCCGUUUAACCGCGAAAACUACAUCCAUCGGAUCGGUCGAUCGGGCCGGUUCGGUAGAAAGGGCGUCGCGAUCAAUUUUGUGACAAACGAGGACGUCACGAUCUUGAGAGAUAUCGAGCAGUACUAUAGUACCCAGAUCGAUGAAAUGCCAAUGAACGUCAGCGAGAUGGUCUAG